Messenger RNA from Dreissena polymorpha, 1658 nucleotides. RefSeq lists its product as uncharacterized. Gene Ontology annotation, molecular function: metallopeptidase activity. The record is from RefSeq and is a predicted model, not a curated record. The coding region runs from base 88 to 1056 and encodes 322 amino acids. The transcript has 7 exons. Lineage: Eukaryota; Metazoa; Mollusca; Bivalvia; Myida; Dreissenidae.
UACUUCGAGUGCAUCCACGAAAUCGGAAGAUAAGCACACCAUAUAAACAAUGAACACUUUAAUAUUCUUGCAAGUUAAGCCGUCAGCAUGGUCGGUGCAGGUCUGGUUCGAUGGGGAAUAGUUCUUCUUGGACUUGUCCCACAAUGCACUGGUGUCCCACCGCCUGUUCCUCGUCGGAACAAUAGCUCGGUUGAUCACAAAUACGUGAUUGAAGGCUUGCACAACAGUUCGGAUCAUGCGGGCACCUUGCAUCGUCUGCUGCGCGUUUCCCUGAAGUCUCGCUACGUGAAUCAACAUCAAAUCUCGCAGCGCGAUACGGGAGGAUACAGGAUUCGCGUUGAUGCAACCUUUGCCGUCAGCGACCAUGCCCUUGACCUUGCUGCAAAGACUAUACAGAAAAUGGUCAUGUACAUGCCAGUGGCAAUCUUUCAACGCCUGGCCUCCACUGCGACAGUGGGUGUAUUCACCCAGGCAGAAACGAUGUCGGUGUACCCCGAAUUUUACAGUACGGCAAACCCCCCGGAGUGUUGUGCACAGGACAAUGUGUGUUGCAGCGGAACUUGUCACGAUUCGUGUACGUUUGAUGGCCGGAAAUGGUUCCAUACUGCGGGCGCGGGUGGCAGGCGGGCGGUCAUCGUUGACGACAACGUUCUGUGCAACGCCAACGACGUAUAUGGGAGCCAGUCCAACAUUCUGGUACACGAGUUUACGCACACCGUGCACACGUAUGCCCUGGACAGCGCUAUGAAAACUAGAAUCGACAACGCCUACAGCAAUGCUCAGUCGAAAAACCUCUGGGCAGACCAAUAUGCUAUGAACAAUGCCGGGGAAUAUUUCGCUGUUGCGACAUCGGUGUAUUUCAAUGCCGAGCAUUUACAAGAGCCUAACGCAUUCCAAGGACCUCACAUGGCGAUAUGCGGCAGCGAAGUGUGUACCGCGGAUAACGCUGGGAAACACAACCUCUACAACAGGGACAUCACCCUGUACGGUAUCAUCUACGAGGUGUUCUCAAGCGGGGGGAACCAAUACACCAACAUCGGACCUUGCACGCAAUAGAGGAUACAUGUACCCAAAUGGAAGUGUGCCGCGCUAUGAAAAAACGGGGUUUAAUGGAUUUAUGCACAUAGUGGACUCUCCCAUCCUUCAUUAUUGGAUCAAUUUAUUUCCAAAAUUAGGGAUGUCUAGUAUAUUUUUUUCUAUAAUUAAAAUAUUUCUAACUGAAAUUUCUUUAAAGCAAACAGCGCAGACCCUGAUGAGACGCCGCAUUAUGCGGCGUCUCAUCUGGGUCUACGCUGUUUGCCAGGCCUUUUUUUCUAGACGCUACGCAUAAAUGGGUUAAUGCAUGUGCGUACAGUGUCAUCCCAGACUAGUCUGUGCAGUCCGCACAGGCUAAUCAUAGACAACACUUGCCGCCUAGACUCGAUAUUUGUUUAGAAAAAAACAACAACAUAAAUUGGAUAUUGCGUCAAAAGAGACUUUCUUUAAAUGAAAAAUACCAGAAAAUCGUAAAGUGCCAUAUUUGAUAAGCCUGCACGGACUGCGCAGACUAAUCUGAGACAAAACUUAACACACUAUAUGCAUUAAGCCCAGUUUUCCCAGAACGAUUCUUGUAUUGUAUGAAUUUGGCAUGUUCUUCAUUAAUAAAUUGUUCUAAUUAA